Physcomitrium patens is the source of this 1399-nucleotide messenger RNA. RefSeq lists its product as uncharacterized. NCBI's taxonomy places the organism in Eukaryota, Viridiplantae, Streptophyta, Bryopsida, Funariales, Funariaceae. The record is from RefSeq and is a predicted model, not a curated record.
GGAAGGUUGGGCGCGAGAGUUACUUAUGUUAGAUCCCAGAUUCUGGUGACGGAUUCUGCGAGGCGGGUGGAUGCAGAUAUAACUCACUCUCCAUGCACGAAGACGCUUUUUGUGUUGGUGAAACCUUGAAAGGACCUUGCUGUGGCCUUUUUUUACUUCGUCUCUCGCUGUCCCUCCCUCCCCCGAUCUUUCUCUCGAUCUGUGUCUCUUCUCCCUCCCUCCUCUUUCUUUCCUUCCUUCCUCCCCUCUGGCUUUGGUCGCCGCCGCUGGGGUCCUCAUUAUAUGUGCGGUUUGCUUCUUUUGUCGGCACUUGGACACUCCUCUUGUCUUGCAUCUUAGUUUGUUUGUUUGUUAGUUUGUUCCGUUAUUUUAUUUAUUUUUUUAAUAAUUUUUAUUUAUUUAGUUUUUCCCGCAACCCAAAAGUAGUGCCGUCGCCAGCGCAGCCCUUUUUAUUCGUCCCGGGCUGCUCCGGCCUUUGAACCUGCUUUCUCGCCUGUCCUCAGCUUAUUGUUGGGUGCUCGAAUUGCAGGCGUUUGAAUGCACUGCUGCAGGGAGACGACGGAUGGUGUUGCGCAUGCAAUCUGGGAGCUCAUCUGUGAACAUCCUUAACAAGUGAACAUGGGUUGUGUAGGAUCGAAGGCAGUCAAAGGCGUAGAUAGAAAUCAAAAGAGGAUCAAGAGACCAAAGCCGUGGAAACAUACUGAACCCAUCACUCGUACACAACUGAAGCAGAUGAGGGACGAGUUUUGGGACACGGCUCCUCACUACGGUGGAAAGAAAGAAAUUUGGGAUGCUCUCAAAGCAGCAGUAGAAGCCGAUGUUAAUCUGGCGCAAGUUAUUGUUGAUAGUGCCGGUAUCAUUGUCCAGUCCGAAGAUUUGUCUAUUUGUUAUGAUGAAAGAGGUGCAAAGUAUGAUUUACCCAAGUAUGUGUUAAGCGAGCCAACAAAUAUCAAAGAGAACUAGCAUACUUUUCAUAUUUUUCUGGUACAUCUUGAACAGCAGCUGAUGAACCGUCUGUACGAGCAGCGAUAAGAUGAAUAGGCAGGAUGCUAUUCAUGUGCGAUUACGAGUGUCAGACUUCAAUGGCUGUUCAAUUGUGUGAUUGGAGGCUAUUUUUGUGUCGUAUCGUGUUUAGAGCGAGCAUGAUGUGGUUAAAGCAUACCAUAUUGCAUAGUCAUCAUUCAUUGCAUUAUUUUAAUUCACUGUUUCGAUACCGUACAACAUCGUUGCCAUUAGCGGUUGUACAAAGUUAUACAUAUGUAUAGGGCGAUCCAAGUGAAAGUAAGUACACCCAAAUAUGAUAUAAUGCCACUUCAUCGCUAACUGGAUAUAGUAGAGACAUCUGCAGGGUGUUAAGUGAAUGUUAUCAACAAAUUAAAAUAAAGAAAUUUCUUUUGCA